AUGAUCGAGCUGGAGCACGCCUUGCAGCGUGCUAACUUGACGAAGCUGAUUUCUGAGAUGCAGGGGCAUCAUGCUUCAGCGAAAGUUUGUCCAUGGUUAAAAAACACCUCUCAACAAUGUCACUUAUCUCUCGACCCAGAAAUCAUAAAUAUGAUGAGAACGUCGAGAAAUUACUGCGAACUCUUGCACGUCUGGGACCAGUGGCGUAAAGUUGCAGGAAAGCCCAUGAAAGAAAAGUUCUUGCGUUACGUUCAACUCCAAAAUGAAGCUGCGAUACUCGGCGGACAGCACGACGCAAGUGUCUCAUGGCUAGGUGCCUAUGACGACGAUAAUUUUGAGAGGAAACUGGAACAAUUAUGGGCACAGAUAAAGCCACUCUACAUGCACCUGCACGCGUACGUGCGUUCGAAAUUGCGUAAUGUGUACGGCAGUGACAGAAUAUCAAAAUUUGGACCCAUUCCUGCCCACCUUCUUGGUCACAUCCACGCCCAGCGCUGGUCUGGAAUAAUGGAAAUAACUACGCCAUAUCCAAAUAAACCUGCCAUCAAUGUCACAGAUGCCAUGUUGCAAAUGAACAUGACUGUGCACGGCAUAUUUUUGUAUGCGGAAGAGUUUUUCACCUCAAUGGGUCUUCCUGCAAUGCCAAAUACAUUUUGGAGGCGAUCGUUACUGGAAAAGCCGCUGGACAGGAAAGUUGUUUGCCACCCUUCUGCUUGGGAUUUAUACAUCAACAAUGACGUCAGGAUCAAGCAGUGUACCCAAGUAAACAUGGAUGACUUCCUGACGGCGCAUCACGAAAUGGGUCACGUGGAGUAUUAUCUGAAGUACGCAAAUCAGCACAUCGUCUUCAGAAAAGGAGCCAACUUUGGUUUCCAUGAGGCUAUUGGAGACACAAUUUCUUUAUCUGUGGCAACACCAAAGCACUUGAAGGCAGUUGGCCUUCUCAAAGGGAUGCGGGAAGAUUACGAAACUGACAUCAACUACUUAUUCAGCGUUGCUGUAGACAAGGUUGCUCUUAUGCCAUCAGCAUAUGCCUACGAUAUGUGGAGGUGGAACGUAUUUAAGGGCGUUUACACGCCUCACCAGUACAACGCUGCCUGGUGGACGCUAUUGCUCCAUUACCAAGGCAUUUGUCCCGCAAUACGUCGCUCACCAGAUGACUUUGAUCCGCCAUCUAAGUACCACAUUUCGGCUGACGUGCCGUAUAUCAGGUAUUUUGUAAGCACCGUCUUGCAAUUUCAAUUCUACAAAGCACUUUGCGACGAAGCGAAUCAUGUUGGUCCGCUCCACCAGUGCGAUUUUUACCACUCAAAGGAAGCGGGGAAGCUAUUCGGGCACGUGAUGCAGUUGGGGUCUUCAAAGCCCUGGCCGGAAGUGCUAGCUAUCUUAACAAGAGGGAAGACGAGAGACCUCGAUGCUGGACCACUGCUGGAGUACUUCAGGCCACUGUACAGAUGGCUCCAAGCGCGCAACAGAGGUCAAUUCAUCGGUUGGAUAAGCUGGGAUCCCCUUUCGUGCCCAGGUGUGACCACCUGUCGAGUAAGAAAUUGGUACGACUACAACAAUCCCUGGGCAGCUGGAAAGUAGUUCAAUAUUGUCUGCGCACAUUGCUAAUAAAAUGCAUUGCCGAAUAAUA
This is a messenger RNA of Dermacentor andersoni, 1636 nucleotides long. The record is from RefSeq and is a predicted model, not a curated record. NCBI's taxonomy places the organism in Eukaryota, Metazoa, Arthropoda, Arachnida, Ixodida, Ixodidae.